Molecule: messenger RNA, 5721 nt
Organism: Cyprinodon variegatus (sheepshead minnow)
Lineage: Eukaryota; Metazoa; Chordata; Actinopteri; Cyprinodontiformes; Cyprinodontidae
Gene: parp14
Product: poly(ADP-ribose) polymerase family member 14
Exons: 23
Coding region: 28-5682 (1884 amino acids)
Biological process (GO): negative regulation of gene expression
Cellular component (GO): cytoplasm; nucleus
Molecular function (GO): transcription corepressor activity; NAD+ poly-ADP-ribosyltransferase activity
Source: RefSeq, a predicted model, not a curated record
GUGUCAGAGCGGCUUCAGACCUGAACCAUGGAGGACUCUGAGUGUCUGCCUCUGACCGUAGAGGGGAACUGGAGCUCAGUUCAGAGUAAAACGGUGAAAAACAAACUACUGCUUUACUUCCAGAGCAAGAAGAAGUCCGGAGGAGGAGAGUGCCGGGUGGAGGUGGAGGAGGAGGCGCCCAGAGCCUCCGUCUUCUUCCGAUCAGAGGAGGUCAGAGAGAGAGUCCUUGCAAGGAAACAUCAUGAGAUCAUCAUAGACAACAAGCCUCUGACGUUACAGCUGAGCUCUGAACCUUCACAGACUCCAGCGGACAACAAGGACGAUGGUUCAGAUUCUAAGGACCAAAGAUCUGAGCCUACAGCUGAAGAAGGAGCUUCUGGAACAAACCAGAGAGAUUGUGAGUCGGAUUCGAGCUCUGUUGCGGUUUUGGAGAACGUCUCAGAGAGCAUGUCUCAAGAUUUGCUACAGAUGUUGGUGGAGACCAUCUGUGGAGUGGAGGAGAAUGACUACAGUCUGGAGAUCAUCUGGGAAUCCAACACAGCUGUGGUGACCUUCAACAGUCCUUCAGAUGUGGAAAAGUUCAUCUCUUCGAGUCAGACCAGCUCAAAGAUGAAGAAGAAUGGAUUGAAAGCUCGGCCACUAGGGGCAGCAAAGAGCAUCAGAAUGGAGAGGAUUCCUUCAAAUGUGCUCAAAGACAUGAUUGAACUUUGGUUUGAGAAGAACUGGGAGCUACCACAGGAUGUCGUCAUGAUACCAGAGGAGCAGGCGGCCAUUGUUACUUUUAAAGACCCCAAAGUUGUGAAGAGCAUUUGUGUCAAAGAAGACCAUGACAUGCGUUCCAUUUCCGUCAAGUUGUAUCCCUACUAUGAUGAAUUGGGAACAGCUCUGUAUGGCAAAGAGCGGCCUGCAUGGAAGAUGCCAGACCCCAUCAUCGAGAAGGUUCAACCCCAGAUCUGGAAGUUCCUCCAAAUGAAGAAAAUGCUGCAAAGCAUCAAUGAUCAAAUGCGUCCACAUUUUUGUAGCGUAGAUUUGGAACGCCCAGAUGUGAAACUCAGUCCACUGUCAUGUUUUCUGAGGCAGAAAGGUCUGACUGGUAACGACAUAGAUAACUGGGCCGGGUUGGCUCGGGCCGCCUUCUGCAAAGUCAUGUCUGAGUACUCAGCCUUCGAAUGUGACGUGAACGCAGAAGCGUGGAAAACUGCUGAAAGAGAAGUCUGUUCAAUUGUAAAGGAAGAUGCCUUGGUGGACUUUGAUCCAUCCAGAGAAGUGGUGACCAUUGCCUGCAGAGCUGAUGAUAUGAAGAAAAUCCGAGCUCCUGUUGAGAACUUCGUCCUUAAGUUAAUGAGUCAGAUUGAAAGAGAGACCAAAAGUAUAACUGAGAGUAUGGACAUUUCUCCUGCUUAUUACUACAUUCUAGUCCAUGAGGGACUGCAGAAAGCUGCCUUGGACAUUUCCAAUGAGUUGAAGGUAUCAUACAAUGAAGGCUCAUGGAAGUUGUCCAUUACAGGACUGACAGCAGAAGUGUACAAAACCAAGUCCUGGAUCUUAGAGAAAAAAUUUCAAAUUAAACAGAAGCCUCUAAGUAUUCCUCCAGGCCUUCUGGAAUACCUCCGGACAGUGGAUUCCAUGGAUAUGUCAAAGAGAAUGUUUACUUCGCUUGGCAUUAGUGCUAUCUAUGACAUUGACCAAACAGGUAUUUUCUUACUAGGAAGCUCUGACAGAGCCCUGGCUGAUGCUGAGAGUAAGAUGAAGAAAGAUUUAUCUGUGCAGAAUUUGGAUGUAAGAGAUCAGGAAGUUUUAAAGCGUAAGGAUUGGAUGGACCUGUGCAGAAACCUCUUAGACACCUACAACGUCUCCAAUAAGAAAACUGUAAUCAUAUGGAUUGACCCAGAGAGAAGAGACAAAGUAACAGUCGUAGGUUUCACCAUUCCAGUCAAAGAGGUCAGCCUCAGUUUGCGGAAAUUCAUUGAUGACUACUCACACGUUCGCGAGAUAGUUCGCGUUGAGUCCUGUGCUGUUGCUCAGUUCAUAGAGAGGAAAAAAGAAGACAUUUGGUCUAGAGUUGCCAAAGACUACAAGGUGUCCAUAAUGUUUGAUCCAGAAAGACCAAAGAUCACCAUCAGUGGGGCUCAUGUUCAUGUCCAGACAGUUAGAUCACACCUUAUGGAGUUGUCAGGUUCUCUCUUUGCUGACACCUUAACUGUUGACAAACCUGGAGCCAAGAAGUAUUUCCAGUCCCAAGGAAGCAUUUUCCUGACUCCAGUAAUGACAGAGUUCAGCUGUGUGGUGAUGCUUCAGCCAGAUGUUCAGGAUGAUGAAGAGGAGGAGGAAUGGAGCUUUGUAGAAGAGACUGGCCUGGUAAUCUACUGCAAAGUGAGAACAGCCAAUGGGGUUCUUGUUUCUGUCAGUAGGGGAGAUAUCUGCAGCCUUAAUUUUGACGCUGUUGUCAAUGCAGCCAAUGAGGAUCUGCAGCACAUUGGCGGUUUGGCUUUGGCCCUGCUGAAAGCUGCUGGACCGAAGCUGCAGACGAUCAGUGAUGACUAUGUGGCUAAAUAUGGCAAAGUACGUCCAGGAGAGGCAAUUGUAACAGAAGCAUGCAAUCUGCCCUGCAAGUACGUCAUACAUGCAGUUGGUCCUCGGUACUCUGAAUUUGACAAGAACACAGCAAUAUUCCGUCUAAAGUCUGCAGUUAAAGAAUGCCUGAAACAAGCAAAAAAGAAUAACUGCUCCACCAUAGCAUUGCCAGCAAUCAGCUCUGGUGUGUUUGGUUUCCCGGUGGAACUUUGCACUGAGACCAUCGCCCAGGCUGUGCGUGAAUACUGUAGCCAUCCUUUGGGUCCAGGAUCCAUAACUGAGAUUCACCUGGUGGACAACAAUGACGCCACUGUUAGGGUGAUGGCAGCAGCUGUCAACAAGGAGUUCAUCGAUCUUGGACCCACCAUGACACUUCCACAGCAGGCGGGAGGGAGGAUGGCAGGAGCUUCAGGCGGACAUCAGAGAGGAAAAGGGAGAGGUCAAUGGUCUGGUAAAAGAAGAGGAGGAGAAGGAGAUGGAGGAAGAGGAGGUGGAAGAGGAGGAGGAGGAAGGCGUGGAGGAAGAGGAGGAGGUAGAGAAGGAGGUGAUCAAGGGAAUUAUCAGGCUAACUGGGGAGGUCAUAACUCCAGAGAAGAGAACACAUAUGGAGACCGUGGAGGGCCAAGAGGGUUGGAGCAGAUCACACCUGCUGGUCUGAAGAUUGUUCUCUGCCAAGGAAACAUCCAGGACCAAACUACCGACGUCAUCGUAAACUCUGUGGCAGAGAACAUGAACCUGAACCAGGGAGCUGUUGCCAAAGCCAUCUCUGAGGCGGCAGGUGAAAACCUGCAGAUGGCCAUCCUCACUGAGGCCGGAGUUUCCACGCUGCAGUUCGGGGACGUGGUCAUCACUGACGGAUUCAACCUCCAGUGUCAGAAGGUCUUCCAUGCUGUUUGCCCAUUUUGGAGCAACGGGGCCAGGCAGGCAGAGAAGGAGUUAACAGACAUCAUCAGCUACUGUCUGGAGGAGGCAGAGAAGCAGAGGAUGAAAUCUCUUUCCUUCCCAGCACUUGGGACUGGAAACCUGAGCUUUCCCAAAGACGUGGUGUCCAAACUUCUGCUGAAGGAGAUCCACUUGUUCAGUCGCAGCAGCUCACCUCGUUUCCUGAAGGAGGUGGUGAUCGUGGUUCACCCCAGUGACCGUGAGACUGUUGCUUGUUUCACCAGAGAGUUUGGUGGUGAGACGACGCAAAGGAACGUCCAGCAUGAAGCAGAGAGUUCAAACAGGAACAGAUCUGCAGCUCAGCAGCAGCGUGGGCGAUUUCAGCAGCCAUCCUCAUCAGCCUCCUUCAGCACUGUCUCGUCUCCUUCCCUCGGCGUCUACAAGAUGCAGAUGGGUCAACUCACCCUUGAGGUGUCCUCAGGAGACAUUACCAAGGAGGCCUGUGAUGUCAUCGUCAACUCCUCCAAUCAGAACUUCAACCUUCAAGCAGGAGUUUCCAAGGCCAUCUUGGACAGCGCUGGACCAACAGUUUUAAUGGAGUGUGCACAGAUGGUGAAUUCUCCGGGCUAUACACCUCGUGGGAUGAUCAUGACCACAGGUGGUCUGCUCCCCUCCAGAAACAUCAUCCAUGUAGUCGGUCAGAAUGAUGCUGUUAAGAUUAAAGAGAUUGUUCAGGCAGUCCUGAAGCUCUGUGAGGAGAACAAGUUCAGCUCAGUCGCCUUCCCAGCUCUAGGAACAGGUCAGGGAGGUGUCAGCCCAUCGGCGGUAGCCGACGCCAUGGUGGGUGCAGUGGUGGACUUUGUGAGGAAGAAGCACCCGAAGUUUGUUUCCAGCGUGAAGGUCCUGAUCUUUCAGACCGCAAUGAUCACUGAUUUUCACAACAGUAUGAAGAAGAGGCAGGGAGAAGAGGUGGAGGAAAAGAGCAUAUUCAACCAAAUGAAAGAUUCAAUCUCUUCAUUUUUUGGAUUCGGCACAGAGGAGAGGAUCAGGUCCAACUUUGUUCUGGAGAAAGAGGAGUUUGAGCCGGCAGUCUUUCAACUAUGUGCUGGCAACCAACGGAAUUUGAGCCUGGCCAAGAAGAAGAUAAGUGAUCUUAUUCUACUGGAGCAGGCCCAGAGAACCAUUGAUGACCAGUACAUUAACCAGUUAAGUCAAGAGGACAUCAAAGAGCUGAAUUCCCUGCAGAAGAAGCUGACAGUGAGCAUCCGUCUGGAAAGAGGACGGGAAGACCAGGAGCCCAGGAUCCAACUGGAGGGUCUGACUAGAGACGUCUUAACAGCCGAGUCAGACAUCAGGAACAUCAUCCGGAAGGUGGAGAGAAGUGAGAACUUGAGGAACAAAGCCCUACUGGUGAGUGGGCUGGUAGAGUGGAAGUUCCUAAAACAAGAUGGAUCAAUGGAGUCCUUUGACAUCCACACCAACCUCCAGCUUGAAGAAGCUUUUGAGAUGAAACAAAGUGUGAAGAUUAAAAUAAAAAAUGAAACAUUCAGUGCUGAUCCAUGGCUUAAAAGGGCUGCUUCCUCCAAGAGACAGAAGCAGAUAGAGCUGAUGAGAAAAGACUUGAAAGCCAAUGAUGCUCCACUGCCUCAACACUGGGAAGACAUGAAGGACAUCAUUGUGAAGCGGGUUCCCCUGACUGCUGGAUCUCAGGAAUACAAAGAUGUGGUAGCAGAACUCACCAACCAUGGACUUGCUUUGAACAUCAUACAAAUCGAACGGAUCCAAAACACGACUCUCUGGCAAAGCUACCAGCUCCAGAAGAAACUAAUGGAGGUGAAGAACAAGCACACCAACAAUGAAAAGCUGCUGUAUCAUGGCACCGGGGCAACUUCCAUUGACCUCAUCAACUCUAAGGGCUUCAACCGGAGCUACGCAGGAGCACAUGGUGCCAUGUAUGGUAAUGGCUCUUACUUUGCUGUUGAUCCUGCAUAUUCAGCCAGAGGUUAUGCUAAACCAGACAAUCUGGGUCAUAAACGCAUGUACCAGGCCCGGGUUCUCAUUGGAGACUACACUAGAGGAAAAUCUGGCCUGAUCGCCCCCCCAGCCAAAUCUGGCACUGGUGCAGACCUUUAUGACAGUGUAACUGACAAUGCGAAUAAUCCCUCAAUGUUUAUUAUUUUCCAUGAUACUCAGGCAUAUCCAGAAUAUCUAAUCACAUUCACAUAAGUGUUCAGCUCUUGUGAAACAAGACAAUAAUCUCUGUCU